Molecule: messenger RNA, 1259 nt
Organism: Oryza brachyantha (malo sina)
Lineage: Eukaryota; Viridiplantae; Streptophyta; Magnoliopsida; Poales; Poaceae
Exons: 2
Coding region: 246-1121 (291 amino acids)
Source: RefSeq, a predicted model, not a curated record
CUCCACCUGACGCCACGCGGGCUCACAAAGAAUAUCUCACCAAGGUCUCAACCCAAAAUCCAAGAGAGAAAAACUAAUAAAAGUCUUCUUUUUUACCAAGUUCACACACUCCUCUCCUCAUCGCAUCGGUUUUUCCUCUCCCUCUCUAGUCUCUAAUCUCUAUCCGAUCCCCCAAGCUCGAGCCUUUGUUGAGAAUCGUUGAAAAGAGGAGGGAGCUUUUCGGUCGGGGGUCGUGUCGGCGUCGCAUGGCUCGCCUGCUGCAGCUCCCAGACCUCGCGGCGGCGAGGCCGCCGGCGGCGCGGAGGAGGAGGAUCUUGGUGUCGGCGGAGGCCGGGGGUGGGGUGAAGCAGCAGCAGCAGCAGCAGCGUGCGUCGGUGGGGAGGGGGAGGAAGGAGGGGGAGGCUGCGGGGCGGGUGAUCAGGGUCGCCGACCCCGUGCGGGAAGGGAGGCUGCUGCCGCCGCCGCUCUUCUCCGUGCCGGUCACGCCGUCGGAGUCGCCGGCGGCGGCCAGGCAGCGGGAGGACGACGAGGAGGAGCGGCGGAGGUACUACCUCAACAUGGGGUACGCGAUCCGGACGCUGAGGGAGGAGCUCCCCGAUGUGUUCUCCAAGGAGCCCAGCUUCGAUAUCUACAGAGAUGAUAUUGUCUUCAAGGAUCCUCUCAAUAAAUUUGAGGGCAUUGAUAAUUAUAGAAGGAUAUUCUGGGCACUCCGCUUCACUGGCCGAAUCUUCUUCAAAGCACUAUGGGUUGAUAUAGUUAGCAUAUGGCAGCCUGCUGAGAAUCUUAUCAUGAUUCGCUGGAUUGCCCAUGGCAUUCCUCGAGUCCCGUGGGAAAGCCAUGGUCGCUUCGAUGGUGCUUCUGAGUAUAAACUUGACAAGAAUGGGAAGAUCCACGAGCAUAAGGUGCACAAUGUUGCUAUGAAUCCACCAACAAAGUUCAAGGUACUGCCGGUCCACGAGCUAAUCAGAUCACUCGGUUGUCCCUCCACACCGAAACCAACAUAUUUUGAGAUUUCAUCUCAAUCUUUGAGCGUAGCACCUUGUUAUUUAAGAUUGGCAUGGGCAAGAUGCUACCUUCAGUUGUGCCAUAUGCUUUCCCUAGCAAAUCUGGGAGAAGGAUAGCUUGGGUUUAGCAUGAUAUUUCUAAAUUUUGCCCUUCUGUUGAAUGAUAGUGUAUCAACUCACUAAUUGGUUGUACUUGCUGUAUAUAUAUGUACAGUGAUAAAUUUAUAUAGAAAUAAGAGUUUUUUUUCCGGUUGA